Amoebophrya sp. A25 is the source of this 3599-nucleotide messenger RNA. NCBI's taxonomy places the organism in Eukaryota, Dinophyceae, Syndiniales, Amoebophryaceae. The record is from the annotation of a GenBank genome assembly.
GCGCAAUGAAUUAGGCGUCCGGAGCCGAGAACACUUGCAUUUCCGUAGUGAGCGAAGCCUACAACAAAGCAGCUCCGGGAGUGCCAGCAGACAAGAAUUAGCAGCAGCCACUGCUAGCCAGGGUUCGUUGCUUGGCACCGGUGACAAAGAAGUGUUAGCAUCGACGACUGUAGCAUCAUCAUCACAGUCGACGAAACUAGAGGAGGGUUCUACGAGUUCCGUCCAUCGUGGUGGGGCGCAGCAGCACAGCAAGAACAUCACCAUGCGACGGGGGGCGUCAGGCGUGCACCGAAAAAAAAUUCCACCGCAUUUGGUGCGACCAACGUCUUCCCGCUUUGUAUCGCCGGAUAAUGAGCACACGGCGUCUGCGCCAGCUUUUUACACCCCUGAAGACCACGUUUACGACGGUGCAAAAAAUAGGAGGUCUACCUGCAGUAGCAGUAUGUCGGAACAAAAGCUGCCUCUUGUGGGACGUUUCCUGGAUCAGCAGCUCCAAGAGAAAGCUAAUCCAGUAGUAACACAAGUCCCAACGAAGUACCAGACGAGCGCGAUAGAUGACAAUUUGAUGAUUCACCCUCUGCUCACGCAACGUCAGGAGUCGAGGUCUUCAAAAACAAUGUCCGUCUGGCAAGGUCCGGCGGUUGAUGCAAGUGAAGGCGUUGCGGCCCAAGAGAAUUCAUUUUCGAUGAUGCCCACUCCGGUCGAGGGUGAACAAGAAACGCUUUUGUCAUCCACUUUUGUUCUGUCGCCCUCCGUAGCUGCUGGACGCAGCCGCGGAGGAACAAGUGAUCGCGUUGGCAGACCGACGUCAACGGACCGUCCUGAGGAACCGACUGCAGCAUCACCGGUCGCUGUCGCAGACAAUCGGCCAAGGAAACCAGAAAAUAGGAUCGAGGAGAGCAUGCUGUCCCCGUUCGAGCAGGCCGCAGAUGGCAGUCGAAUUGUCUGCGAUGGUAGUGCGGAUCCCACCAAGGCUUCCGCGAUCUCGAACACGGAUUUAUCGUGUGAGACCGAAGACGACCGAAGAAUCAAAAUGCUGUCGAGUUUGAUUUCUCUUGAGUCUAGCGCAAGUGGUACGGCGCUGGAAGUUGUCGCGGCGUCUUCAUCUGCGUUCGCUUCUCCGGAUGCAGCAGCAGAGGACUUUGCGGAUAUUCCGACAUCUACAGAGGUGGAGAAAGAGGCAAACUCUGCAGCACCAGAUACAGGUUCUGCGAUGCAGCCUGCAGCGUCGCGAUCUCUGCCGUCGGGAGAGAUCAUGCUUCCUAGCGGCGCGUCCGCUCUCUGCGAUACGGUUCUCGACGAGAUGCGACAGCUGCUUGGGGCGGACAACACCGCGGGGCGGUCCUUGUCACUAAGCGAGCUGCAGGUUUGUGACGGUGAAAUUCAGCCCGUUGCAAGAGAUGGUGCUCUUGGUGCAGUAUCACGGACGUCUUCAGAGAAACUCGAUGAGAUCAUGCGUAGUUGCCAAAGCGCAUUAGACGAGGCCGAGGCAACAACGAUGGCCAAAGAAGGGAUUGCACAGGAGGCUGAAGUGCCUGCCUCUGCAGGUGGGGUCGUCGACGAUAGGACGAACUCCGUUGUCUCAGAGGGAGAAGCAGAAACUUCCAAGAGCAUUAUCGAGGACGUGGUGCAAGAGAUUUGCGUGAACAGCAUAGCAAUGGGUGCCUGGCUGCGUCGGAUCCCAAUCGAGCCUGAGGAUGCCAGCGCGCCCGCGGUCACAGCGGCGCGAACGGGCGUGCUUUGCAAACCUAGCAAGACGGAGCGCGGAAUGCAAAAGUCUCCAAUCGCGCAGGAAGGGUCGCAAUCUUCAAUAACGACGGUCCACGGCUCACCGCAGGUGGGCGCGUCGGUUCCUUUGGGCGAGCAGCGCUCCAUCUCCUCUUCCGGCAAGUUUGAUGGGUCUCUCCAUGUUCUGAACCAGUCGGGGAGUUCUCUACGAUCUGACCCGAUGAAGCAAAGUGCUAGUCUCGUGCGGCGGGUGAGUCGUGCGGAAACCCUAGCUUCCGCUGUCUUAGAAGACUUCGAGCGGAUGCGUUCUGCCGGGAUUUUGCAGACGCGCAAAAAGCAGAAACAACAAGGGAGCAAUAUGGUUCCGGGAAAGCCACAGACUCCAGGCAUGGCGCAAGCAAGCAGCGGUAAAUCCGUAGCUUCGCGAACUACAGCUGUACCGAAAUAUGCUUUUCGUGCAGGAGGUCCCCGUGCUGGCGGGAGUACAGCGGUCCGAGAGACAGCAGCUAGUCGUGCGCGAAAGCAAUACAACAGAAACGAGGCAGCCGCGCACACAGUAAGCACAUCGACUAAUGCGUCUUUCGGCACUGUGCACGGCCAGCAUGUCUCGUCUGCUCCUGCGUGGCCUGUAGGCGGUAGCGGGACUACAGCUGCAGACUGGGCAGGUGGAGCCUCACAAAGGUUCGCCAUUAAAGGUGCAACCGCAGGUAUAAUUGCCGGUCCAGCGCGUAAGUUUAGCGGGAGUUCCACGACACAUGGUGGUUCGGUGUCCAGUCGAGGCGGGACGGGAACUGUAUCCAGCCGUGGCGACACCCGAGCAAGUCCGACCGCAGUAGCGGAGGCGAUGGCGGCACGAAAGAAAGCGGUCGACAAACGUCGCCUAGAGGCGCUGGCGCGCCCGCGGCCAAAGAGUCGUGGUGCUACGGCGUAUACACACGAGAACGUGAAUGCAAAAACUGGACGCUAUGCACCAGGAGGCCCUUUUCGCAGUGCGGAGCACAGCGCGCGUACCGCGAGGAUACUGCAGCGUCGCGCCGCAGCACUCUCGCCGCGGGCACCCGAGCAAAUUGCGGAACUCGCAACGGAAGGUAGACAGGCGGGCGUUCCUGGUGGUAGAGUGGCGAGUGGUACUCGCUCGCCGAAGACGAAUGUGAGCGGCCUGAAACCACGUGUCAUGGCCGCUCGUAGUGGCGAGCGCGUGCGCUCGGGCACUCUGAGUUCUGACUGCUCUUCUUUCGCUGCGCAACGCGCUUGUGCUCCACGGGUUGAUGCAAAUUACAGAAUCCCAAUUCCACCAGCGGAACAUUUGCCAUUACCGGAACACCUUCCAGCUUCGCAGCCCUGGGGCGGGAAGAGUGAUGGCGGCAAGCAGCGUGCAGGAAAGUUCCAUUUUGCCGCGUCGCCCGAAGACGAUACUGUCGACACGCUGCGAGAGGGCGGGGCGCCAGGAAGUGCGACUGUUACGACUGCGGGUGGCAGUCCGGAAGACAUCUACAACUCGGUCGUAGAACAUCCGCUGAAUUUCACGCCAGCAACGACAGCGCAUAUGCCAAAUCCCAGUGCGCCGUCAACACGGACCAUUGACCCGAAAUCGUCCCCAAGUUCCACAAAGAUUUCCUCGUUGAAUUCGGUGGACAACUCUGGUGGAAUUCGGUCUUAUCCAAGCGACGGGCCAUGCGUGGGUCCGGAGGCCAGUAGUCUCUGUAACGUCUCUUCGAUUGUGGGCGUAUCGGCGAGCGACCUGUUAGUGCCGCCGAUGUCGCGAUUGUCGGCAGUCACGCCACGCGCGACCCUUUCGGGUUCGGUCAAGCGCGCACCAUCGCCACCGAUGCUGCAGCUGGGUCUCGUUGGCGGUAUCCAGAGUCCCCAAG